UUUGAAAAUUAAAUCAAAGCUGGUGAAUGCACUUUCUUUCAAAAUUAGUUGCGUUCCAGCCUUUCAUGGCUAUACAACGUUCAAAAAAUAAUUUGCUCCAAUAAUAAAUUCUGAAUUACACUAAAGAAUACACUAAAUAUAAUAAAGAAAAUACAACAACACAACGAAUUAUUGCACUAUGGCAACUCGUCGGCGUUUCUGUGAAUUUUUUAUACUAAUACUUGUGGCGUGCACUGUGACGGCGAAAGAUCUCACUGAUGUGGAUAAAAAGAAUAUGUGUAAGAAUAAAGAUACCUGUCGGGAUUGCAUACAAACGUCGAACUGUGCGUGGUGUAAGGUGACGCUGUUUGAAGAAGAUCGAUGCUUUCAAAGCAAUUUGACUACAACCUGCACGUCAAUUGAGUAUCCAAUUACGAAAAUAACCGAUGAGAUCAAGCGCCCACUGACGAGUGAGAGUAAAAUAGGAGAUGUGAUUGAAAAGGAAAAACGCGAAAUAGUACAGCUUAUGCCACAGUACAUUAAAUUGGAAUUGAGACCCAAUGAAGUCUACUCACUACCAGUGAAAUAUGCGCGUGCACUCGACUAUCCCGUCGAUCUCUACUAUCUUAUGGACUUGUCUGAGUCAAUGAAAGACGAUAAGGAUAGUCUAUCCGCAUUGGGUGAUACUCUAGCGAAUACUAUGCGCAAUAUAACCAGCGAUUUUCGUUUGGGCUUUGGUUCGUUUACCGACAAAGUUAUAAUGCCAUUCACCGACGAUAUCACUAAAAGUAAUUGUAGGAAAUAUAAGACAUGCCAUAGUUAUCACAAUGUUAUGCCACUGAGCACGGAUGCCUUCCAAUUUGCAUCUAAAGUGAAAGAAACGAAAAUUUCGGCUAAUUUGGAUUCGCCUGAAGGUGGCCUGGAAGCCAUGAUGCAGGCGAUCGUGUGUCGCGAAGAGAUCGGUUGGCGUGAAAAGGCACGACAUCUGCUAAUUUUCUCAACUGAUGCAACUUUUCAUACUGCUGGAGAUGGCAAGCUUGCCGGUUUGAUUGCACCAAAUGACGGCAAAUGUCACCUGGACAAAGAAGGCCAUUAUACACAUGCGGAAUUAAUGGAUUAUCCAAGUAUUGGACACAUAAUAGACACUGUCAAAGAUAAUGCGAUUAAUAUCAUAUUUGCUGUCACAAAAAGUGUAGAAAAUACCUACAAACAUUUGUCGGAACAUAUUGAGGGGUCUUCAUAUGCACCUUUGUCGGACAAAUCAUCGAAUGUGGUAAAUCUAAUACGUGAACAAUAUCAGCAAAUUUCAUCCUCUAUCGAAAUGCGUGACAAUGCCACCGAGAGUGUAAAGAUCACUUACUACUCCGCCUGUCGCGGUGCUGGCCCGGAAGUACCUACUUCAAAAUGUGAUGGUCUACAUGUUGGCGAUGAGGUUAAGUUCACCGUAAAAAUACGUAUAACUUCCUGUCCAGUAGAUCCACGCGAUUGGCGGCAAAGAAUACAAAUCUAUCCGGUCGGCAUAAAUGAGAACUUGAUCAUUGAUCUGAAAAUGCUAUGCGGCUGCGAGUGUGAAGACGACGUGAAGACUAAAAGUCAAUAUUGCUCCUCACAAGGCAGUCUGGUGUGUGGCGUUUGUAAGUGCGAAGACAGAUUUGUGGGCGCCAAGUGCCAGUGUUCGAAUACCAAUAUGCAAGAGAGCAGUGACAAUGGUCACACCUGCCAUGACAAUACGACCAAGGUCGAUUGUAAUGGACGCGGCAUUUGCUCCUGUGGCCAAUGCCAAUGUGACAAGCGCAGCAAUGAUGAGGAGGUCAUAUCGGGUAAAUACUGUCAGUGUGACAAUUUCUCUUGUGAACGACACGAUCGAAAGCUCUGCUCUGGCCCCGCGCAAGGCAAAUGUGAGUGCGGACAGUGCGUUUGCGCAGAGGGCUGGCAGGGUAAAGCCUGCGAAUGUCCGAUAUCAACCGAUAGCUGUCGGAUAAAGGGCGAUGAUAAACUAUGUUCGGGUAAAGGCAGCUGUGAAUGCGGUGUUUGCAAAUGUCAGGCCACUGCACAGGGUCGUUACUCGGGUACACAUUGCGAGACGUGUCCAACAUGUUCUAGCCUCUGUAUGGGCUUGAAAGAUUGUGUACAAUGUCAAAUGUAUAAAAUGGGUAAAUUCAAAGACGCCAAAGACUGUGCUACUAACUGUACGAAACUCAACACAACUGCAGUUGAUAAAAUUCCUGAAAAGUCCGAAUUAGUUCUGGGCGAAAAGAGUUGCGAAUUUUAUGAUGUUGAUGAUUGUAGAUAUGCAUUUACGUUCAAAGAAAAUAACGGUUUUUACGAAGUUAAAGCACAAAAGGAGCGCGAAUGUGCGCCAAAGGUAGAUUUGUUUCAGAUUUUAUACAGUGUGGUAGGCUCAAUUCUGGUCAUUGGCUUAGCUACACUGCUACUAUGGAAACUUAUUACGACUAUACAGGACAAUCGAGAAUAUCGACGAUUUGAGAAGGAAAAAAGUAAACGCGAAUGGAAUUCGAAUGGCAACCCACUGUAUAAACAAGCGACGUCAAGCUUUAAAAAUCCGACAUAUUCAUCAUCAUAAAAUAAUCUAAAAAUAUAUAAAAUGAAUAGUUUGCGUCGAUCUCCACAGCAUACAUUUUUGAGUAUUAGCAACUAAAUGCCAAUUAUUCUUUGUAUUUACUAGUGAACAUUAUUUUUAACAAUUGUUGUAACUACCAAAUUUAAUUAAAUAUUUUUACAACUGUCAACAAUU
Zeugodacus cucurbitae (melon fly) is the source of this 2734-nucleotide messenger RNA. Its product is annotated as integrin beta-PS. Bases 179 to 2563 code for a protein of 794 amino acids. Gene Ontology annotation, cellular component: focal adhesion; cell surface; integrin complex. Gene Ontology annotation, molecular function: integrin binding. The record is from RefSeq and is a predicted model, not a curated record. NCBI's taxonomy places the organism in Eukaryota, Metazoa, Arthropoda, Insecta, Diptera, Tephritidae. The transcript has 8 exons. Gene Ontology annotation, biological process: cell adhesion mediated by integrin; integrin-mediated signaling pathway; cell migration.